UGUUGAAGAAAGAUAACCACCUCCUCGCCUAUUAUAGUAAUAUGUAGAAGUUGUUUGAUUCUGUAGGCCUGUACAUGUUAUCUUCGAAUAUUAUUUAUUCUUGAUACCAGCGCAUUGUGUAUAUGCAAGCGUGUGAUUUCAGACUAUGAAUGGACGCGGAACAAUUAAAUGGUGUUUCCCGCAGUCAUUAUAAAAAAAUUAUGAUUUUAUACAUGAUGUACUGACCACGGCGUAAUUUUAUUUGGCAUUGAAAAUAGUCUAACAGCAUUAGUUUCCUUAAUGAGUUUUCACUAUCCGCUAUCGAAUGCACGUCAGUACGAUGGUUUUCCUCCUAACGGCAAAAAUUGAAAUUGUGCUAACGUUGAUCAACGUAAUUGCUGUGGCAGACGAAAUUAUUGAUACAACGACAACAACCACAACUAUAGCAGUUCCUGUACCUCCUAAAAGCAUAGAUAUAUCACGAAUAUUUAUAUCGCCGGGACUUGGCAAUACCGUCAAAUUGGACUGGGGUACUCCUCUACCAAUCCAGCCUGACACUACCUACUGGAUAUACUAUGAAAAGGAUGAUGAUGAACUGACCUCUCCAAAACUGACCACAACAAACACUAGUGUCUUGAUAUCAGAUCUCGAGUUUUGCACUAAGUACAAGUUCGCAGUGUCUGUAGCAGGGGAUGGAAAUGCUCACAUCAACCAAAACAACGUGAGGAGCAUCGUAACCUUUGCGAACCGUACAGCUACUCCAAAGGACUUUCGAGUUGGAUAUGAACCCAGAGAAGUACCCUGCAUGCUCGUUGAAUGGUCUGCCUCUUGCCCCAAUGUAGGACAAGCUCUUGGAUAUGUUGUAAGUAUGAGAGACUAUCCCAAACCCACAGUUCGGCUGUCCUCUAAAUUGUGUGAAGUAUACAUCAUUCGUUUUGCAAUAGUGUGAAUCAUAUUGCAUCCGGAAAAAGAAAUGCAAUAAUCAAUGGACAUUUUUAUUCCACAGUUUAAUACAACAAUAAAUUGAUUUUAAAUGCGUAAUCACAAUAAAUAAUACUGCAUUUGUGGCAUAUCUUAUCAUGUAUGCUCAGAGUCAUGUAACAAUUGUACGUAUAAUUGUCCAUUGGUGUAACGCAGGUUGAGUGGAACGAUGGCAGGCCGCGCUGUUUUGGCUUGACUCUGACGGUGGAGAUUUUGGUACUUGCCGCAACAGUUGAAUACUGUCAAAUAUCAUUGCAAAAUCGGCGAUGAGCUUACGGAUAACGUUCCUCGUGUAUCAAUUUAGUGAGUGUACAAAUUUUUACGUCUCUCCGCAUUGUGGUCCAGACAUGAUUCUGAGUGAGAGAACAAAGUUCCGUGCCAAAUCCGGGAACUAUGAGCUAGAAGAAUAAUUACCAUGUAUGUGUUGUCUCAGAAUGGGAAAAGCUGUUAGAUGUUAUACGUUUUUGAUUUAUUUUUCUACAUAUAGGUAAGCGUUUGUCAAGGAAGGUGAUCAUUUCAUCGUGCUUGAUCCUAAUAUUCCUUCACCAAUAUUGAAUCUCCGCAGUGCUUAGCUGAAAGCUUAAUCAUUAUGUUUCAUAAAGACGAUGUUACUUUCUGUAAAUAUGAGCAUUCACUUAAACGUCCAUGUAGAUAAACUAACGUAGUUGGAACCUGCACAAGAAAUAAAGUUGUCGUUUGCCAUAAUUCUCUAUUGAUAACUUGAAUUUGUGGGCUGUAAACACGACUAAAAAUUCUUGAAGCAAAAAGUAAUUUGAGAAAAUUUACACAGGAAUUGAAUGCAUAGGUCCAGAUUUCUUCUGCCGAGGAACGGACACCAACUUUUAGCAAGAAAAUGAGGGAAUAUGGAUAUUCUCAUUAAAAG
This is a messenger RNA of Acanthoscelides obtectus, 1843 nucleotides long. Lineage: Eukaryota; Metazoa; Arthropoda; Insecta; Coleoptera; Chrysomelidae. The record is from the annotation of a GenBank genome assembly.